AUGCAAGGCACUAUGUACUGGGUUGUAUUUUUAGUGGCGGUACUACAGGGUAUUCAUUUAGUGUCGGGGCAGGAUAUAGUGAAUCAACAGGAGUUUGAAGCGUUGUGUCGAAUGAUAAAUUGGGCAGAAAGGGGACUGAAGCACAUAAAACUAGCUAAACAAGUGACGGAAGAAGCUCUGAGCAUCGGCAUAAGAUAUCUUGAAGUCGCUGAUGCAGAUAGCGCUGCUCAACUUGGCGCGGCAGAACACGAUGCUUGUAUGGAUAAAAGAGAGGUUCGUGAAAAAAACUGCGGAUUGUACAAAACAUUUUGGGAAGAGUCACAGAGGCUAUUAAAGGAAAAGCAUGAAAGAUCGCAAGCACAUCACCGAGGAAGGAACAGUUUGCAAUAUCAUACAGCGGAAGAAAUUAAAAGCAAAGUAAUGGAAGUGGCGGAUAUAUUUCACGAAGUCAAGUGGGAACUCUUAGAACUCAAAGUAAAUAAUAUGGAGGAGCAACUCAAUCAAGCUCUUUAUGGAAGGACAUACUCCGCAGAAGAAAUAAGGGAAAGAGAAGAGCGAAGCAGGGUGUGCGGACAAAGCUCGCGUAGUGAAAUGAUUAUUGGGGGCCAAUCACUAGUAAUGGAUUUGUUGUGCUUGUGUGCAAUGCACAGUUCUUGGAAAGAGAUGAGGGUAUGCUGCGCAGACUGCACUACGGGAGAGAACGGCAACACAUGGAACCCAGGAUCAAACGGAGCACCACGCUGGAAAUUUCUGAAACAAAAGUGUGCGGGAGCCACCACUAGUUACGUUAGCGUACGCAAAACCCUGCGUGGUGCAAAACAGGAUUUUAUGGAUGCCGUAACGGAAAUAAGUGCAAACAGAAGAACAAAUUUGUACAAACUUGGGGAAAAGCAAAACAAAGAAAUAAAAGACUGUGGAGCAGACAAAAACAGCAAAGAAGGAAUAUGUGUGUUUUACAGAGAGCGUGAUGGAGUGGUGUUUUGGAUGAAAGCGUUGGAAAACGUGGACAACAAGAUGGAAGUUCUGCUUCAAGACAGAACAAAGAAGACAUCAAAACUUGAGAGAAUUAAAGAGCUAAGUCAAGAGAUAGAAAGCUUAAUCAAAGGUGAUACGGGGCGAGGAAGACAACAGGGAAGACAGAAACGGAGUGUGGAUACCGAGAACAGUGUCCCAGAAACCCCAGCUGACCCGAGCGAUCCAACACAGUCAACCACACAUACCAAUGAAAAAAAGCGAAUUGUAAGAAAACCGAUAUCAACAGGUAACAAUGCAUCCAAAAGCUACGGUGGAGAUGAGGUUGAUUCUUACGAUUCCAAAUGCGAUGGAGAAAACUCGGCAUGCUCAGAUUCACCAGCAAAGCCAACAGUAAAAAGCAGCAAAAGUGCUAUAAAUUGUCCACUGGGAUUAAUUUUGCUUUUGGUAUAA
This is a messenger RNA of Trypanosoma brucei brucei TREU927, 1425 nucleotides long. Its product is annotated as variant surface glycoprotein. The transcript has a single exon. NCBI's taxonomy places the organism in Eukaryota, Euglenozoa, Kinetoplastea, Trypanosomatida, Trypanosomatidae. The record is from RefSeq and is a predicted model, not a curated record. Bases 1 to 1425 code for a protein of 474 amino acids.